AUGAUAAAGUCCCAAGCCCUGGCCGACUUCAUCGCCGAGUGGACUAAAAUCGAAGCCCCAACCCUAGAAAUCUCCCACGAGUACUGGACCCUCUACUUCGACGGGUCGGUCAUGGGACCCGGCGCGGGGGCCGGGGUCUUCUUGAUCUCCUCAGAAGGAGGCAAGUUCCAGUACGCGGUCCGUCUCCAUUUCCCUGCAUCCAACAACGUUGCAGAGUAUGAAGCACUCAUCAGCGGCCUCCGCAUAGCCAUGGACAUCGGGGCAACCCGCCUGUAUGUCUACGGCGACUCCAAGAUGGUAAUUGACCAAGUCAUGAAGAACUCCAACCGCGAGAGCCCUCUCAUGGACGCGUACUGUCAGGAAAUCCGCAAGCUAGAAGGGAGAUUCCGGGGUCUGGAGCUCCACCACAUCCCAUGGAAGCAAAACCCUGAUGCGGAUGCUCUCGCAAAGAUCACUGCCGAGCGCAAGCCGGCACCCAACGGCGUCUUCAUCAACAACUUGGAUGCGCCGUCGGCGUGA
Panicum virgatum (switchgrass) is the source of this 519-nucleotide messenger RNA. Its product is annotated as 14.7 kDa ribonuclease H-like protein. The coding region runs from base 1 to 519 and encodes 172 amino acids. Gene Ontology annotation, molecular function: RNA-DNA hybrid ribonuclease activity; nucleic acid binding. The transcript has a single exon. Lineage: Eukaryota; Viridiplantae; Streptophyta; Magnoliopsida; Poales; Poaceae. The record is from RefSeq and is a predicted model, not a curated record.